Molecule: messenger RNA, 1134 nt
Organism: Fusarium fujikuroi IMI 58289
Lineage: Eukaryota; Fungi; Ascomycota; Sordariomycetes; Hypocreales; Nectriaceae
Exons: 4
Coding region: 1-1134 (377 amino acids)
Molecular function (GO): NAD+ binding
Source: RefSeq, a predicted model, not a curated record
AUGGCUUCUUCGGCGCCAAAAGUUGCGCCACCUGAGCGCCGCGAUCCUCUAGACGUUAUUGACAAGCAGGCAGAUGAGAUCGUGGCACUUAUCAAGAAGAGCAAGCACUUCAUUGUUUUCACGGGCGCAGGCGUCUCGACUUCAGCAGGCAUUCCCGACUUUCGUGGACCAGAAGGUGCUUGGACGCUGAGAGCUCAAGGGCGAGCUCGUACUGGAAAGGCCACGAGCACGCUUCAGGCCAUCCCGACACCGACACAUAUGGCCCUUGUGGAGCUACAGAAUCAAGGAGUUCUGAAGUAUCUCGUCAGUCAGAAUUGUGACGGCUUACAUCGAAGGAGUGGCAUCCUACGUGAUCGCAUUUCGGAACUUCACGGUAACAGCAACCGGGAAUGCUGCAAAGACUGUGGCAAGGAGUACAUAAGAGACUUCCGUGCUGUCGCCAGCUAUGAAAAGUCAGUGCACGACCAUCGAACAGGCCGCAAGUGCACUGCAUGUGGAGGGAACCUUCUUGAUACCAUCAUCAACUUUGGAGAAUUCUUACCAGAGGAACCUCUGAAGCUUGCUCGGAGUCAUGCCAAGAAGGCUGAUCUUUGCAUUGCGCUUGGGUCAUCCCUCAGUGUUCCUCCAGCGAGUGGCAUCCCUGAGACAUGCGGAAAGAGCAAAAAAAGCAAGCUUAUCAUCUGCAACCUACAAGAGACCUUCAUGGAAGGCAUAGCAGAUAUGCAUGUUUGGGCUGAGUCGGAUGUCCUCAUGACGAGAGUGAUGGAUAAGCUCGGAUACACCAUUCCAAAUUUUAUCUUGAAGCGCAGGCUUGUUAUCAAGGUUGAGCGCGAUGUGUACAAUCGUCAGGUUAUUGUAUUGACUGGCGUCGACGAUGAUGGUACGCCAGUCACAUACCUCCAAUCUGUCAAGCUUGAGGACAGCAGACGCAUAGUAAGGUCCGAGCCCUUUUCAUUCGUCUUCCGAGAAGGUCUUAGUACUGGAGCCGAAGUCAAGUUCGCACUUGAGUUCAUGGGACAUUAUAAUGAACCUAAUGUCGUUAUUGACUACAGUGUUCCUGAGGAAGAGGGCGCAGAGACGGUCUACGAUCUUUCAUAUGAUCCGAGUACGGGAGAAUGGGUGAUCAUGAGAUGA